CCAAUCGAGCGUAACGUGACAAUACGUUACUCCGUGACAGAGCAAGUCAUGCAAUCACUGCUAGACAUCGGCAGGAUUGUGAAGAAUGUGACGGACCCUGCUCGAUCCACAAUUGAAUCAGUCAAGAAAGGUCCUCGUGGUUUUAUAAACGAGUGCAAGAUAAUCACCAGGAACACAGAAGGAGAAGUGUGUCCCACAAGAAUCGAGUCUAUUGAUGUUAGAAUYAAAGAUGUGGAGGGCAACGAGGUGGAAAAGAAAAUGUCUGAAGAGCAAACUGGAAAAUACCGUGUGAGUUUUAAGCCACAAAAAAGUGGACGGCACGAAAUUCAGGUGAAUAUUGGAAGAGAAAAGAUCAAGAACUCGCCUCAGAAUGUAGAGAUACUCGAUGUGAAGGAGUUGUUCAAACCUGUGAAAACAUUUGGAGGACGUGGAAGUGGUAGAGGACAGUUGAAUUAUUCAUAUUCGAUAGCAGUCAGUGAUAAUGGAGAGAUAGCCAUUGCUGAUUGUAGAAAUCACCGUAUUCCAAUAUUCAGUCUUGAUGGAAACUAUUUAAGAGAGUUUGGCAGGAAAGGAACAGGAGAAGGUCAACUAUAUUAUCCAUUUGGAGUGGUGUUUAAUGAAAACAGAAUAAUUGUCAGUGAUGGUCCACAUGGUAAAGGCAGGUUACAAGAGUUUGACUUGAACGAUACUUAUGUAAGAACCAACUACAGACAUGACCAAUGGUUUGUACCGCGUGGAAUGUGUGUUAACGAUGAUAAAAACAUCGCAGUGUGCUGUUGGGGAAAACAAGAACUGGGUAUCAAACCAAGUAUCAAGGUGUUAAGUAAACAAGGAGAUUUAGUUCAUGAGUUUGAUAUGCCUGAUAAAACUGAACACCCUCGGUACAUCACCUAUGGUAACGGGAAAUACUUUGUAUCUUGUUUGGACAUAAAUUAUGUUAUUGUUUUUGAUGUGAAUGGAGUUUUCUUGUACAAGUUUGGAGAAGAGGGAGAAAGAGACGGUCAGUUUAAUGGUGUAGGUGGACUGGCUGUUUACGGUCCAGAAAUGAUUCUUGUCUGUGAUCGUUAUAAUAACCGUGUUCAACGUUUCACACAAGAAGGUCAGUUUAUAAGGUCAUUUGGUAGCCGUGGUUCAGGUGUUGGUCAGAUGUAUGGUCCUGUUGAUGUAGUAGUUACAGCUGAUUGUCGAGUGUUUGUGCUAGAAUGGUUGAGUAAUAGAGUUACUGUUUACUGGUAAUAGAUAUCAACCAUUGAACAAUUCUUUACAUUUAUAUCCCUCUCAUACAGUACAGUAUAACCCUAAUAACUCUUCCAUUAUGUUUUCCAUGAAAACUUUGAGAAAAACAUUGAUUUUGUCCUCAUUAUUGAUGAGUAAACUUGAAAUUAGUAUUACUUAGUUUGUAGAUUCUCUUUGUUUUUCCAAUUACAUUUAGAGAAAUUUGUUUCUUUUAUCAUUUUGAUGAGUUAAAAAAGUUAUUAAAUAAUUAAAUAAUAGUUAAAUAAUUCUGUAUCAGCUACUAUUGUGAUAUUAGUGUUAGCUAUAGCUAUUCAGUAUUGUCUCACCUUCAUAGCAUGGCAGGCCCUUUUAUUUAAAGUGCCGCUACGCAGGCUAAGCUAUUGUAUACUAGAUGAAGUGAUAUUGUAGACUUGAUGAAGUAAUGCCAAUCUUCGGGCUGUUUCAAAUCGGAAUUUUAAUCCGCUGACCAAAAGUAUGGCUGACGCUAUUCUUGCGUAAAACUAUAUAUCAUAUUACGAGAAGCGUGGUUUCGAAAUUCGACUUCUUCCAAACAAGAAGGGAUCGCUGAUCGUGAGGAAAUUAUUUACUUUAUUCGUGGAUGAUAUCAAAUGCAUGGUAUUUGUGUCUAAAUGAUUCAGAAAAUGAAGGAAUGACAAGGUCUAUAAACAUUGUCUGGGAAAGCGAAGACCUCAUUGGMAACAGUGACAGCGACGAAACUCUCGAUUGUGAGGGCGAAUAAUUAUAUAUAUAUAUAACAUAAAAAAUAAAUAAAUAAAAACUUUAACUUCUACUAACAAAUCAAUUUAUAUAUCAUACGAUUGUUUUUCUAUUUCUUAAGUGUAUCAUAUCAUUAACUUGGAUUUUAUUUACAUAUAAACAUGUACUAGUACA
Actinia tenebrosa (Australian red waratah sea anemone) is the source of this 2127-nucleotide messenger RNA. RefSeq names its product E3 ubiquitin-protein ligase TRIM71-like. NCBI's taxonomy places the organism in Eukaryota, Metazoa, Cnidaria, Anthozoa, Actiniaria, Actiniidae. The record is from RefSeq and is a predicted model, not a curated record.